CAACUACGUGCCGCUGGAAUUCUCCAGAACACCCCCAAUUGGUUACCCGCAGCUUAUUGGACGAGUCGAAAACUACAGCUUGAUUACCAACGCCAGGCCUAGCCUUGUUUGGUAUGACGGAAACGUCGUACCUCCAGUUCAGCAGGAAUCGGGCUAUCGAAGCGCAACCGGUAAACGACGAAAGCGCCACUAAGGAGUGAGGGCUGCCUCGCUAAGUGCGGGCGCGUUUGGAAGCCAUCACGGCGUCGGCCGAUCGUUGUGUGACAGCAUUGCAUGUAAUUGUAGAAGCACCAGCGAGACCCCCCCAGUGCUUAGAUCAGACGUCGAGCCGCGCUGUUCUUCCUGAAGUCGCUGGAUCUAGCUGCGGGCUUGCGUGCUUGCCAUGACUGCGGCCGCGUCGACUCUGGCCAAGUACGGAGACCCCGUACCUUGCAGCAAAAUGCGUCCCUCCUCGAAGCACCGUUGUACCAUACAGCAAGAUUCCAUCUCAUCCGAUAUCAUUAGUGGAGCGCGGCACGUACUUUGCUGGACGGGCAGAUUGAGUUCACCAAGCCUGAAGGAGCACGGGUCCGGGACGCAGAAUUCCACAGCUCAACGAUGUCAAAGUGUGAGUCAAUGGAGCAAGCCCCUGGAGGCGUUGAGGGAUAGGCAAAAAAAUCUGCAAUACUCGAGUCGCCAACGUUACCAACAUCCUCUGCCUUGGACCAAAUCAGGUGUGGUCUCCGGAAAGCACAGAGCACGUUAUUUACACACAGACACCAUUCUGGGUUUGAUUCGAUCUUGGCUACCAUGUAAGCGCGAUCGUUGUUCGCGGCCUCUGCUCUCCCCAUGUCAGCAACUGGGCAGGCGCUGUCUUAGAGUCACCCCUCUGUCGUGCUCAGCGUCCCCCACGCUCUCGCUCUCUACUGGGUACGGGUACGGAGUAGAGUAUUUCUUUUUGCAUGUUUAUUUUUUUGCAACCCUUGGCGAGAAGACUGACCAAUCUAUGCCCUGGUCCAAUCGAUAUACUGGAGCUGCAGUGUAACUACACUACGGAUACAGCGUCAGGAGUUUGUGCGAAGAAAAUGGCCGACUGGCGAGAGCGACGGGAGUGGCAGGGGAGGCUGGUCCAUUCAAGUCCUCUGCUAUAGCCCGUGUUCGGACAGCCGUGUCAACCAUAUGGAAAAGAAGCGGCGGAGAGGCGC
Colletotrichum godetiae is the source of this 1184-nucleotide messenger RNA. RefSeq lists its product as uncharacterized. Lineage: Eukaryota; Fungi; Ascomycota; Sordariomycetes; Glomerellales; Glomerellaceae. The record is from RefSeq and is a predicted model, not a curated record. Bases 383 to 1024 code for a protein of 213 amino acids. The transcript has 3 exons.